AUCCGACGGUCAUGCAAGUGUAAGUUUCUUUUGUCUUCUGUACAGGGCAACGUGUAUUUGGUUGUGUCUUUCGUCAACAGAAUCAAGGAUAACGCUGGGAUGCUCUCUAACUUCGAGGUCUUAGAUUUUCUCUCCGAGUCCCAGCAAAAAUCUCAAGGGAAAAGACCCAACGGACGAGGCCAAAACCUGGCCACCGUCACUUACGAGACUACAGAAUAUCUCUCAAAGACGCCGGCUGCUGUCCAGAAUCCAACAUGUAUUGAGAAUUUCUUGAAGGCAAUUGCACCAUUCAAUCUCACAAAAGCAGAAAAGUUGCAACUAGUGAAUCUGAGGCCGAUGUCUCAAGUUGAGUUGCAGUUGAUAAUAGAGGAGAUUGAUGAACGUUUUUCAGACAAUAAAAUUGAAGAGAUUUUGGGAAUAGUUUCUUCCGAGCUUCCACCUUCUUCACCCCCUAAUGACGAAAACCCUGUUGGUUCAGAUCACCAAUAAACUU
Messenger RNA from Geodia barretti, 493 nucleotides. The record is from the annotation of a GenBank genome assembly. NCBI's taxonomy places the organism in Eukaryota, Metazoa, Porifera, Demospongiae, Tetractinellida, Geodiidae.